GCAGGAGCAUCCCACGAUUUGUCAGUGGGCAGCUAUGCACUGACAAGAGCCUUGUUUGCUCUUGUGCUUCAACACAGUCUGAAAACUUGCACAGCAGUGCUACAAUGGAUGAGGAACUUAUUGCUGCAAUUUGCACUCUUUAUGGCAUUGGUUAUUCCAGCUAUUACCUGACUAACCUGGGACGUCACCUGAGACGUGUAUUCAGAGAUGCUGCUCGUGAGAGCACAGAACCAACAGCAGACUCUCCUCUGGUUCCCACUGCUCCUGGAGAAGAGGCCAAAGAUGAGGCCAAAGAGGAGCACAAGCCUCCAGCCGUGGUCACAGCACAGCCUGAAUAUUCCGAGCUGGCCCUUCUGGAGAGAGAGCAUGAGCAGAUUGCUUUAGCAGAGGUGCCAUUCCAGACUCAGGGACUGCUGUUCCCAGCCCGAGAGCAGGAAGAGCAGCUGAGGCAGCGAGAGGAGGAGCAGCAGGAGAAUGGCCAGAACGUCAAGGCAGAGCCACAAGCAGAGCUGCCCAAAGCUCAGAUUCCCAUCAUGGCAGUGAAGAUGAGGAACAAGGAAGACAUGAGAAGAAUUCAAGAUCACUGGAAUCUCCAUCGACAGAGGCGUGAUCUACAAAAGCAGGUAAGUGUAAGAGUGGCUGCCACUCCACUCAAGAAACUUUCUCUCUCUUCUUUACAGAACUUCAAUGAGAAGCUGCCCGCAGAGCCGCAGGAAACUCAGGCUGUGCUCAAGGCAACGGAGAUGAGGCUGAAGAAAGAAAUGAAAAUUGUCAAAGAGAAAAUUAAUCUCCUUCAGGAGCAAGAGGCUCGAGAAAAGCCAGUGGCCAUAAAGAAAAUAAAUCUUCAAGGACUGACUAGUAAGGAAGUAAUCAUCAAUGAAGUCAUGGUCAUUGUCCUGGUCAUGAAGAACAAUAGGAAUCCCAACCUGGUCAACUAUUUAGACAGCUUCCUUGUGGAUAACCAGUUCUGGCUGGUUAUGGAGUACAUGGAUGGAGGCACUCUGAGCGAUCUCAUCAGCAAGACUCACAUGACUGAAGGAGAGAUUGCAGCUGUCAGUCGGGAGUGCCUGCAAGGACUGGAUUUUCUUCACUCGAAUCUCGUGAUCCACCGAGAUGUGAAGAGCUGCAACAUUCUUCUCAGAACUGAUGGCUCUGUCAAACUGGCUGAUUUUGGCCUUUCUGCUCAGCUCAUCCCUGAGCAGAAUCAAAGGUGCUCCAUGACCGGGACUGCUGGGUGGAUGGCACCUGAAGUUGUGACAGGUCAACCAUAUGGCCCCAAAGUGGACAUAUGGUCUCUUGGAAUUGUGGGCAUUGAAAUGGUGGAACGAGAAGUUCCUUACUGGAACCAAACUCCUGCCCGGGCUCAACUCCUGACAGCCAUAGGAGAGACCCCACAGCUGCGGCAGCCCAAGCUCUUCUCGCCUUUGCUGCGGGACUUCCUGAACUGCUGCCUGCAGACAGACGAGGCGCGGCGCUGGUCUGCCAAGGAGCUCCUGCAGCAUAAAUUUGUAACAUCAGCCAAGCCUGCAUCCAGCCUGGUGCCACUAAUCCUGUCACUGAAGAAGUGGAGGGAGAACGAGAGUGGCAAUCCAUUCAGGACCAUUUUGUCCAAUACCAGUCUAGAGUAGGAUUGUAGAGAAAGAUUGCAGAGUAGGAUUGUAGAGUAGGAUUCCAUAGUAGGACUA
Molecule: messenger RNA, 1685 nt
Organism: Oenanthe melanoleuca
Lineage: Eukaryota; Metazoa; Chordata; Aves; Passeriformes; Muscicapidae
Product: serine/threonine-protein kinase PAK 3-like
Exons: 12
Coding region: 105-1628 (507 amino acids)
Biological process (GO): regulation of axonogenesis; regulation of actin cytoskeleton organization; intracellular signal transduction
Cellular component (GO): cytoplasm
Molecular function (GO): protein serine/threonine kinase activity; ATP binding
Source: RefSeq, a predicted model, not a curated record